CACAAUUCAAGAAGAAUGAUCUUCAAUGUAAAACAGUAACCACACUUUCAUCUUCCGCAGUGGCCUCAUAUCAUAACCUUUCUUACCUUUUGCACCAAAUACUGGACAGACAAAAGUGUGCAAGAAGAAAUAACUGUUUCUGUAGUAAUUACUGUCUGAGAUGGGAAGGUUGCUACUUAAGCACCUCUUUUUGGGGAGCUUUGUUGAGUCUGGGGGAGCAUUCCAGACAGUGUUAAUCUUCCUUCUGAUUCCAUGUUCUUUGACUGUGGAUUAUAGAGCAGCACCCAUUAUAAAAGAUGCAACUUUCCUUUGGGUCUGGAAUGCCCCAACUGAAGCCUGCAUUGGAAACUUUACUCACUCACUGGAUCUGAGCCUCUUUUCUUUAAUUGGAAGCCCCAGGAAAACUGUCACAGGGCAGCCUGUCACCAUGUUUUAUUUUGACGGACUUGGAAAAUAUCCUCACAUAAAUAAGAAAAGAGAAGAUGUGUUUGGAGGAAUACCUCAGUUGGGUAAUCUGAAAGAUCAUUUGGACAAAGCUAAGAUUGACAUAGAGCAGUAUAUUCCAGUAAACAAAUUAGGCUUAGCUGUCAUUAACUGGGAAGAAUGGAGUCCCAUCUGGGGACGAAACUUGAUACCCAAGGACAUUUAUAAGAAUAAGUCUAUAGAGUUGGUGAAGACCCAAAAUCCAGGAAUAGACAUUCUAGAAGCCACUAUUAAAGCCAAACAACAAUUUGAAGAGGCGGGGAAAAAGUUCAUGGAUGAGACAUUAAAAUUGGGGAAAAAACUUCGGCCAAAAUACUUAUGGGGUUUUUAUCAGUUCCCUGAUUGUUAUAAUAAUAAAUAUGUACAUUCAGACUAUGAUGGAAAAUGCCCUGAUAUGGAAAAGGACAAAAAUAAUGAUCUUAAGUGGUUAUGGAAAGAAAGCACCGCUCUUUUCCCAUCCACCUAUUUGACCAACGAAUUGCAGCUUUCUCCAAAGGCAAAGCUCUACAACCGCUACCGUAUAUUGGAAAGCCUCAGAGUUUCCAAAAUGUCCAGAGAAAAUAAUCCACUUCCUGUUUUUCUGUAUAUGGGCCUUGUUUUCACUGACCUUCAAUGGGAAUUCUUUUCUCGGGUUGACCUUGUGAAUACCAUUGGUGAAGCCGUUGCUCUGGGAACCAGUGGAAUUAUAAUAUGGGAUACUCCAUCUCUAGCACAACGUGCAACAGGUUGUCCACGCCUACAUAAAUACAUGGAGAAAACCCUGAAACCAUACAUGAUCAACAUCACCCUCGCAGCUAAAAUCUGCAGCCAAACACUUUGCAAUCAUGAAGGCAUGUGUACAAGAAAAGACGUGAAUUCAGAUCACUAUAUUCAGUUGAAUCCAAGUCACAUACGCAUUAAGAUAUUGGAAAAUGGAAAAUUUGAACUAAAUGGCAACCUGACAGUUGGAGACUUGAAGUACUUUGCUAAGCAUUUUAAAUGCAGCUGUUACCCAAACAUGAAUUGUAAGGAGAGACUUGAUAUCGAAAAGGUGGAAAAUAUUACGGUGUGCACUGACAACGCGAUCUGUAUAAGUACUCACGUAGAACCCAGCCCAGCAUUCUACCUUCUCCCCGAAAAGAGCCUCCUCUUCCUUACAGCCGUCACUCACAUUCUCUACCAUCUACUCCAGGAGCCUUCACAUUUCUUAAGGAAGUUCUCCGAUGAAGUUUAUGAUUGCUCUUUUAAAUUCUGUGUUCUGGGGGUUCAUUUAAAAACUCUCAUUGGGAAAACUUUCGACAGUACCCAGUAUUUUGGGGUGCAAUGUACUUUGACCUUCCAUGCUAUUUGUGUAUUUGUGAUUAUACUUGGGCAGAUGUACCUGGGCAUAUCACAGAAUGUGCAGGCUCGGUUGUGCCUGAAGCAUGAUCAACAUACGGUGCUCUUGUCCCCGAGGAAACUGCGAGGAACUCUUUAUCAGUUGCCAUCUUACCGAGGCCACGAGUACGCUGUUUGUGAUGAUUUGAUUUUUACUGUGUGA
Meriones unguiculatus (Mongolian gerbil) is the source of this 2002-nucleotide messenger RNA. Its product is annotated as hyaluronidase PH-20-like. Gene Ontology annotation, molecular function: hyalurononglucosaminidase activity. The transcript is spliced from 5 exons. Gene Ontology annotation, cellular component: acrosomal vesicle. The record is from RefSeq and is a predicted model, not a curated record. The coding region runs from base 161 to 2002 and encodes 613 amino acids. Lineage: Eukaryota; Metazoa; Chordata; Mammalia; Rodentia; Muridae. Gene Ontology annotation, biological process: fusion of sperm to egg plasma membrane involved in single fertilization; hyaluronan catabolic process; carbohydrate metabolic process.